AUGUUCUUUGCUAGGUUUGAGGGAUUGAAACACAUAUCAGAGUCAGUGUUUGUGAGAAUGUGUGAGAAAGUAGGGACCUCACAACUGGUAGCCCUCAGGAGGGAAACAUGGGGCAUCAAGGAGAUGGUGGACAGACGAGUGAUACCUAAUGAUGGGGUCAUUGGGAUGUUGAGUGGAAGUAUGAGGGAAGGAUUCAGACUGGAGGGAUCAGAUGUGGACUCUAUGUUUUGGCUAAACAACCACCGAGUGAUCAUGGACAUGUCUCAGUCUAAGUAUUACAACACAGCCAAUACAACACUGAUUCUCUCUGACAGUUCUGAAAGUCCACCAGGAUUCACUCUACUUCAGUUACUGACAACAACGACAUCCGAAGAAGUCCAAACAGCAUGUGUCAGAAUGAAUGACAGAGUAUAUAUAUUUUGUUCUAUAUGGCGACAGAUUACUUGUUCAUUGAUUCCUAAUUCAACUGAACAUGGACCCUGUGGUAGUGGUAAAAUAGGACGGAUAACAGAAUAUGACCAUGCCUUCUGUUUUGUUUGUGACUUUUGGCCUCCAUCUGCCUCCUCAUGGAUAGAGAGAUGUCACUCGUGGCCUGACCCUGAAGUUGUUAAGGACAUUGUCAAAAAUGGAUGCCACUUUGUAGCAAUAGGACACCCAUUAGGACCCCAUGAAAAUGAGGAAUGGAGAUUUUCCUUUUCACGAGCAGAGUAUAAAUGUGUGUCAGCAAUGAACCAUUGUCAGUUUUUGACUUACGGAUUGUUAAAACUUUUUCUAAAGGAAGUUAUAAAUCAACAAUCAGAGGAAACCAAUAAACUGUUGUGUUCCUAUCACAUGAAGACAACCAUUUUCUGGGCUAUUCAACAAAACACUCUACCUCACUGGUGUCCACAAAAUCUCCUAGCCGGUUUCUGGGUCUGCUUUAAACUCCUCCUUAAAUGGGUGUAUGAGGGGGUUUGUCCAAACUUUUUUAUUCCACAAAACAACCUGUUUCUGACAAAGGUCUAUAGCUCAGCACAAAACAGAUUGUUCCUACAGUUACAUGAAUUGUACAAGAGAGGUCUGGCCUGUCUGUUACAGAGUUCCUCUAUCAGGUCCUACAUCAUUGAUGUCCUGUACAAUCCCAGAGCUUUUGUUUGUACAGAUGAGAGUCUCAUGUCUGAUGUUGACUUUGAUAUAAAACUUUUUUGGGAGAUAUAUGUUCCUGAUUAUAUGAGUAUAAAUCUUCGCAAUAAUGUAAAAUUGCUAUUUAUUAUAGAAAAGUUUGUAGAUUCAACCCAGUUGACACAGUGGCAACUUUUUAGAUUACAGACACGUACAGCAUUCAUCCUUCAGACCACAGCUUUCAUAUUACACAACAUGUUCACAAACAUGUUCACAAACACAGAAGUCAACAAACUGAUGUAUAUUGUAGACAAAAUGUCCCUCCACAUGCUGAAAUUAGCAGCUAAGUUUGGGUGCAUUUCUGACAUGUUAUUCAUUGCCAUUUAUUAUUAUAAGACACUCAGAUACAGGGAAGCUUUAUCUGUUAUAAAUAUGACAAAGGUCAAGUUAGCACAGCCAUAUCUGAUGUAUAAUAAACAUGUAGACAGAGAGAGGUAUACUGAGGCUGUAGGGGGACAGUCCUGGUCUACAAAGAUGAGACAGGCUGUAGCAUUUGAUAUCAUACUUGAGAAUGAAAUCUGUGAUAUCAGUGAACUAAUACCAGAAAAGUCUGCUCUACAGAACAUAGGGCAUAGAUUAUUUAUCCCAGUGUUUGUAAUGUUACACCUCCUAGAGUUCUUGUGUUACAGACACAUUGAUACAACACUAUCACAAGCAGUUCUAGAUGAGCUACAGGUCCUAGUCCACCAUGAUCAGGGACUUUAUAUAGAUGUUGAAUACAGAAAUAUCUCCUGGCAGACCCUGGGGAUUUGUCAAGAGAUCACAGGGAACCUCCAGGCUGCUCUACACUCAUAUCUACAGUCACUCACAUAG
Molecule: messenger RNA, 1974 nt
Organism: Magallana angulata
Lineage: Eukaryota; Metazoa; Mollusca; Bivalvia; Ostreida; Ostreidae
Exons: 1
Coding region: 1-1974 (657 amino acids)
Source: RefSeq, a predicted model, not a curated record